AUGCGACCACCACCAUCGCACGAGAAUGAUAUAAAGAGCCCCUCGUCGUCCCCGAAUUGCAAACUCGUCCACUACAGAAUUGAGAAAAUGUCUACUAGAGCGACAACCACGACGUCUCUCCCCCUCGACCUUUUCCCCGACGGUCUAAUCACUUCAGGCCAGCACCCACCUAACUAUAAUCUUGUGCGCCCCUACGAGGACUUUCCCAAAGAAAUAACCGGUCCCACAGUGUGGCACGCUGCAGACUAUGUCGACAACGAAGACAGUUGGACGCAUUCCUUCACAGACGACGAAGUCGCUGAAAUCAGCGCGACGUCGGAUGCCUUCAUUGAGUCUGGAACGCCGCUGACGGGAAUCAAAAAGGCGCUUUUCCCUCUUCCUACUCUUGCGAAGCGGAUGGAUGCGCUGCGGGAGGACCUGCUGAAUGGGAAAGGGUUCUUCCGGUUCCGCAAUUUGCCUGUGCGACAGUGGGGAUUGCACAAGUCGGCUGUUGCGUACAUGGGCCUGGGUACGUACUUGGGAUAUUUCGUUAGUCAGAAUGGGCGCGGGCAUGUGCUGGGCCAUGUCAAGGAUCUUGGCGAAGAUCCGACGCAGACGCAUCGAGUACGGAUUUACCGGACGAAUGCCAGACAGUUCUUCCACACAGACGCUGGCGACUUUGUUGGCCUCCUAUGCAUUGCGAAAUCUCUCUCAGGCGGCGAAUCUGACAUUGUCUCCACACACAACGUUUUCAAUUACCUUCAAAAACACCAUCCCGACGUCGUGCAAACUCUCGUCGACCCAAUCUGGUACUUCGAUCGUAAAGGCGAGGUAUCCGAAGGCCAAGAGCAAUGGUAUCGUGGGGCAGUGAUGUACCUCGAAAACACAACAGACCGUCCACCCCGGGUGUACAACAAAUUCGACCCGAACAACGUCACAUCCCUAUCGCGGUUCAAUACUGGACCAGAUGCUAAGAUUCCGCCUCUCUCUGAGCAACAGAAGUAUGCACUCGAUGUCCUGGAACGCACGUGCAAGGAGCUCUCGCUGCACAUGAUCCUCGAGCCCGGUGACAUCCAGCUCCUGCACAAUCCACACAUUUUCCAUGCGCGAACGGCGUAUACGGAUUAUCCGGCUGGGUCGCUUGAUGAGGAAGGAAACCCGAGACCACAGAGACAUCUCAUGAGGCUUUGGCUGGCCGCGCCUGAAAGUGAAGGUGGCUGGAAGAUACCAUUUCCCGACUCAGAUCACAAAAAGAGAGGCGGUGUCCAGGUUAACGAUCAGCCGCCAAAGUGCCCGUUGGAUGCGGAGUAA
Messenger RNA from Aspergillus calidoustus, 1290 nucleotides. NCBI's taxonomy places the organism in Eukaryota, Fungi, Ascomycota, Eurotiomycetes, Eurotiales, Aspergillaceae. The record is from the annotation of a GenBank genome assembly.